CAAAACGUCUAGGUGACUUUUUGUUCAUUGAUUCCAAAGACACAAUCAGCCCCCGCUAUUUAGUGGAUACUAAGCUCUGAGGCUACAUGGAAGAACCACGCAGGCACUCUUCCUGCCUUCAACAGCUUACAGUUAAGUUUAGGUAGCAAACAUUUGAAACAUAACGAAGCUUUUGGUUACUUAAAAGAAUUCUAUGGUGUUAGGGGGUAACACAAACCUGUUUUGUAAACCUGUAUCUUUAUACAGGGAAUAUGCUUAAUCUUGCUACAGUAUACAGGAAUGUGGGAAUGUUUCUUCCUCUGGGCUGCCUUUCGUACCACCUGGCUGGAUGGAACACCUGUUCACUCCACUUUCCACUUGGGCUACAAACCUGAAAUGAAAUCUUUGCAACCAGUACAGCCUGCGCGGGGCGGGGCCCAGUCCUUCCCCCUUCGGAUGCGCAGAAGCAGAGGUCACCACGCUGGACCCCUCGAUUUCCUCGCGGGCGGUUCCCGGCUCCUUCACCACCCCAGCGCUUCAAGACCCCCGCCCUUUGGCCUGAGGCUCCCACUGCCCUAGCCAGUUCCCGGGCUCACUUCCAGCUUUUCCAGAAAGCUUGGCCACGCCCCUCGGCCCAGACUCUCAGGCCACUCGGCCGCAAUUAACCCUCGUCUCGGUGCCUUUUUAGGCCCCUCCCUCUCAGUCGUGCCCUUCCCAUGUCUUAGGCCCCGUCUCACCCUUUCGGAUGCCUCCCCUAGGACCUUACCACUUUCCACCCCUUUCCGUCUGUUAUUUGUCCCCAACUUGCGCCCGCACAGGCCCCUCUGGAACGCCCCUGCCGCGUGAGUGCCCCUCGUCCCCGCUCAGGGGAGGAAAAGCCUGCGUGCCGCGCAUUUCUGGCCUGGGGAGCGGGUGGAGUAAACCUGCGGGAACCAUUUUACGACAACGUGCGGCUGUGCGGCGUGGCUGACGGCAAAGCCGCGCUGCUGUUGGAGAGGUCACUCCGGAGACGGCGUUGGUGUUGGGGUGUGGGGGGUUGGUGGCACUAUGUGGCGCGUCUGUGCGCGACGGGCCCAGAAUGUAGCCCCAUGGGCGGGACUCGAGGCUCGGUGGACGGCCUUGCAGGAGGUACCCGGAACUCCACGAGUGUCCUCGCGAUUUGGCCCGGCUCCGGCUCGUCGCAACAGCGCGACUACAGGGUAUGGAGGGGUCCGGGCACUGUGCGGCUGGACCCCCAGCUCUGGGGCCACGCCGCGGAACCGCCUACUGCUGCAGCUUUUGGGGUCGCCCGGCCGCCGCUGUUACAGUCUUCCCCCGCAUCAGAAGGUUCCAUUGCCUUCUCUUUCCCCCACAAUGCAGGCAGGCACUAUAGCCCGUUGGGAAAAAAAAGAGGGGGACAAAAUCAACGAAGGUGACCUAAUUGCAGAAGUUGAAACUGAUAAAGCCACUGUUGGAUUUGAGAGCCUGGAGGAGUGUUAUAUGGCAAAGAUACUUGUUGCUGAAGGUACCAGGGAUGUUCCCAUUGGAGCGAUCAUCUGUAUCACAGUUGGCAAGCCUGAAGAUAUUGAGGCUUUUAAAAAUUAUACAUUGGAUUCCUCGCCAGCACCUACCCCACAGGCGGCCCCAGCACCAACCCCUGCUGCCACUGCUUCGCCACCUAUACCUUCUGCUCAGGCUCCUGGUAGCUCAUAUCCCCCUCACAUGCAGGUGGCCACUGUUCCUCCAACUCCUCAGCCUUUAGCUCCUACACCUUCAGCACCCUGCCCUGCUACUCCUGCUGGACCAAAGGGAAGGGUGUUUGUUAGCCCUCUUGCAAAGAAGUUGGCAGUAGAGAAAGGGAUUGAUCUUACACAAGUAAAAGGGACAGGACCAGAUGGUAGAAUCACCAAGAAGGAUAUUGACUCUUUUGUGCCUAGUAAAGCUGCUCCUGCUCCAGCAGCUGUUGUGCCUCCCACAGGUCCUGGAAUGGCACCAGUUCCUACAGGUGUCUUCACAGAUAUCCCAAUUAGCAACAUUCGUCGGGUUAUUGCACAGCGAUUAAUGCAAUCAAAGCAAACCAUACCUCAUUAUUACCUUUCUAUAGAUGUAAAUAUGGGAGAAGUUUUGUUGGUACGGAAAGAACUUAAUAAGAUUUUAGAAGGGAGAAGCAAAAUUUCUGUCAAUGACUUCAUCAUAAAAGCUUCAGCUUUGGCAUGUUUAAAAGUUCCCGAAGCAAAUUCUUCUUGGAUGGACACAGUUAUAAGACAAAAUCAUGUUGUUGAUGUCAGUGUUGCAGUCAGUACUCCUGCAGGACUCAUCACACCUAUUGUGUUUAAUGCACAUAUAAAAGGACUGGAAACCAUUGCCAAUGAUGUUGUUUCUUUAGCAGCCAAAGCAAGAGAGGGUAAACUACAGCCACACGAAUUCCAGGGUGGCACUUUUACGAUCUCCAAUUUAGGAAUGUUUGGAAUUAAGAAUUUCUCUGCUAUUAUUAACCCACCUCAAGCAUGUAUUUUGGCAAUUGGUGCUUCAGAGGAUAAACUGGUUCCAGCAGAUAAUGAAAAAGGGUUUGAUGUGGCUAGCAUGAUGUCUGUUACACUCAGUUGUGAUCACCGGGUGGUGGAUGGAGCAGUUGGAGCCCAGUGGCUUGCUGAGUUUAGAAAGUACCUUGAAAAACCUGUCACCAUGUUGUUGUAACUAACUCAAGAAUUUCUAAACUCUCCCAGGUCACAGUGAUUCAUUCUUAUCAAGAUAUUUAUGUUAUUAAACAGGUGGUUCUUUUUAUUUUAACCAGUUAUUUUUAUUAUUGAGUCUGUCCAGAUAAGCUAUUUAUAAUGGGCAUUACUGAAUUUUUAAAAUGCCGAUUACACCCAAAUAUUGUUCACAUUUAAUAAUCCGACACCAGAUUUUUAGCUCUGUACUCCUAAUUAAGGGACAUGUGGCCUUGCCUAGCCCUCUGGUGAUAAGUACUUCCACUAGGAAAUGUAGAAUAGGUAGAACCUAAAGAAAGGGACAUAAAGGUAACCCGGAUGGAACCUUGAAAUUCUGAAAUUUAAUCACCUAAAAUGUUCUCCUUAGAUGUGAGAGAAGGAGAAAUCAGGAAAAUUAAUUCUCGUGGGGGAAGGGCUUGAAUUGAAGCUUUACUUUAGAAUUUAACCCUGGUUUGAAAUUUUCCAUUACAUGAUCUUGGUUUACCAUCGAUGGGAAGGGUAGAAAACUUCAAGGAAAAUAAGUGAAAUUUUCAAAGUCAACAUUUUCUUAGACCUUUUCAGCUGAUUGUUUAUUUUUCUAUGAAUCCCUAUACAUGGUUGUUUCCCCUCCUCUUGAGAUAAUCUAAAUAUAAACCAGCUACUUGAUAUAAAUGAGAAUUUGUGUGGAUAUUUAUUUAAACAAAUGUGUAAUUUUGAGUACAGAAUUCAACAGUUACCUCCAAAAGAGAAACAUUCUUAAUAGAAUUUAACAGAAGUUGUGAAACUAAAAUUUUCCAAGAUUAACUGGUAGUUCAUUGUAAAUGAACCUAAUGAACAGAAUUUAUUACUUCACUGUGGAAAAUACUAUCAAAUAACUGAGGAAUAGAUAUGGAAUAAGUGUACAUAUGUAAAAUAUGGUUACUAGAGUUAGAUAUGUGCCAAAGUUCAUUUAUCCCAAAUCCUGUCUGAAAAGAAGAGGAGGGGUACAUUAGUAAACAUUUUGGAGUGCUUAAAAAUGCCAAAAACAAAAUGGUAGUUUCUACUUGGAUAAAGUAAAGAAGUUAAAUGUGUGUAAAAGAGUGUUCUGUGUCCCUCUACUCCAGCAUCGUCCCAUGUAAAAUAAGAAAGCCCUAAAAUACUGUUGGAGAGAAAAAAUUAACUAGGUUGCUACCUUAUUAGCCUAAGUACUUUUAUCCAUUUUGUUAGAUUUUGCCUGCCUUUUGGAGGGAAGGAGGGAGGCGAUAUUCUGGAUUAUAAAAAUGAAUUGGGAACAUUAUCACAAUUCUAGACUUUCUAUUAAUAUUUAUGUGUUUUAAUAAAUGUUUGAAAUUAUUUAUGACUACUUAAAAUGAAUCUGACCAGUGCUUCUUGUAUAUGUAAUAUGUGGAGUUAGCCCCUGAAAUUUGCUUUAAGUGUUUCAGUGUUGAAUCUGUUUCUAAAUAUUCAUUAUUACAUGGUGCACAAGUGACACUCCAUAUAUUCCACACAGACUUUUACCUUGCUGUAUUAUUAUGAAAACAAUACAUUAAUCUGAUUUUUCAGUAAUUAGUAAUUUUAGGUUGAAAAUUAUCCAAAAGAAACAAGUUUAUCACAAGGGACCAUCAUCAAUAUGAUCCAAAUCUGGUUCAAACAUUCAAAACUUCAAAGAGAAUUCAUCUUUUGCUAAUGCUUGUGGUUCUGUUGUUCCCUUGAAAAAAUAAAAAUAAAAAUUAGUUGCCUUCUAA
This is a messenger RNA of Macaca mulatta (Rhesus monkey), 4372 nucleotides long. NCBI's taxonomy places the organism in Eukaryota, Metazoa, Chordata, Mammalia, Primates, Cercopithecidae. The record is from RefSeq and is a predicted model, not a curated record.